Messenger RNA from Uncinocarpus reesii 1704, 3453 nucleotides. RefSeq lists its product as uncharacterized. Gene Ontology annotation, biological process: protein phosphorylation; mRNA processing; IRE1-mediated unfolded protein response. The transcript is spliced from 3 exons. Gene Ontology annotation, cellular component: IRE1-TRAF2-ASK1 complex. The coding region runs from base 1 to 3453 and encodes 1150 amino acids. The record is from RefSeq and is a predicted model, not a curated record. Lineage: Eukaryota; Fungi; Ascomycota; Eurotiomycetes; Onygenales; Onygenaceae. Gene Ontology annotation, molecular function: protein serine/threonine kinase activity; ATP binding; RNA endonuclease activity.
AUGGUGUGGCGCCUUCGGGGAGCCCGCGCCUCACUCCCAGCUGGAAUCAUCGUCUUCCUCCCUCUCCUUGCAGCUCAGCAGCAGUUGCCGUUAUCCUCCCGUCACCAUGGCGAUAUUCACGCUCCCCCCAUCAAUUUGAACCUCCCCAGUGCCGCUCCCUCCCGCGUAACUUCACCCUCCGAUGCGAGCGCCCUCGCGACUUUGGCUCUGGCCGGCUCCAACCCGGCCGUUCGAGCACCGCCUGUCCAGAUCAGUAGUCGGAAUAACCUGGCUCUGCAGCUCCAAGCGCGGUCUUUGCAGGAUUGGGAAGUCGAGGACUUUGUCCUUUUGGCGACCGUCGAUGGAACCAUCCACGCGAGAGAUAGAAAGACUGGUGCUCCGCGCUGGGCGCUAGAGGUGCCCAGCAGCCCAAUGGUUGAAACCAUCCACCACAGGGUCAACCGAACAGAUCUUUCCGACACACAGCGAGAUGACGAUUUUAUUUGGAUCGUCGAACCCAGCCGCGAUGGGAAUCUGUUCAUCUACACUCCCGGCCCUAAAGGCGGCCUACAUCGCUUAGGCUUGACCGUCAAAAUGCUCGCUGACGAAACCCCGUAUUCCGGGACCGAUCCACCAGUCACUUAUACCGCCCGGAAGGAGACUACCCUUUAUACAGUUGACGCCCGUACGGGUUCCAUUCUUCGAGUUUUCAGCUCACGUGGCUCUAUGCCACCAGAUCAAACCUGCCGCAGACUAAAUGAGUUUGGAUCUGUGGAUGAAGGUGAAUGCGAAUCCAUGGGUACCCUCACCCUCGGUCGAAUCGAAUAUACCGUUACAAUCCAAAACACGGAAACUGGAUUGCCAAUCUGCACCAUCAAAUACGCUGAAUGGGCCCCCAACAACCGUGAUGCUGACCUUCAGAGUCAAUAUUCUAGAACUAUGGAUGAGCGCCAUAUUUACAGUAUGCAUGACGGUGUCAUUUUUGGAUUUGAUCAUUCAAAAGUCGACGGGCGGCGAUAUACACAGAAGUUCUCCUCUCCAGUUGCCAGGGUCUUUGACAUAGCAAGACCUUUGACAAUGGACACUCCCGAUACUCCGCUAGUAUUACUCGCUCAGCCUCCACCAGACGAUGAUUACAGUGCAACCGGAAUCGAAGGGCGAGAAGCACGUGUCUUCGUCAAUUGCACCGAGUCUGGCGGCUGGUACGCCAUGUCGGAACUCACUUACCCUCUUGUGACUGGUCGUGCUAGACGUGCUGAAUGCUAUGAAAAGCCUUUUUUACCCAGCGAGAAGCCUCUCAUGAGCCUCAGCCUGAACGAGAAGAGAACUGCACUUGUAGGAGUCCAUUCUCUCUCCGAGCCGUCUAACCACUUUCACCGAACUGUUCCCAGUAUCUCAGGCCCCCCGGCGGACUUUGCCAAUGAUACGCCACGUGAUAUUAUUGAAGAGCCCGAUAAACUACCGACACCGGCGCCAGCACGAAUCAACAGCGUUAUCAUUCAAAAGGGUUGGGAUAACGCUGUCGAUAUUUUCGUCACCGUCAUCCUUUUACUCAUCGGAGCUUUUGUCUACUUCAACAGUCGCAAUAUCCAGGAACUUGCUAAACAAAAACUAGACCUCAAAAACAUAAUAUCUCUAGAGACUGCACCACCCGCUACCCCUACCUCCUUGCCAAAACAGGACCUCAAUUCCGAAGUUGUCAACGGCUUACGAGCCGAUCCCUCUGAGACCGCCGUUAUCGAAGUUGAGGGCGGAAAUCUAGUGCCCGAAAGCCUACCUACUGAGCGCCCAACUACCCCAGCUCCAGACAAUCCACCCAAUGAACCUAACCCCGUUUACAUCGCUGGUUCCAAUUCCCACCUUUCUCCCGAGAGACAGGAAACUCCUCGUGUUAGAAUACAAGAGCCUCCAGAUGAGGAUCUCGAAGAGAACGGUGAUCUAGCCACAAAGACUCCAGAGAAGAAAAAGAAGGCUAGACGUGGUCGCCGCGGGGGUCAAGCCCAUAAACGUGCAAAAAAGCCGUCGCCCGACAACGAAGACUAUGAAAAGCUGAGUGACGAGGCGACCCCGCGUAGGAGCCAGCCAUCGCCCCAUUCAUUGUUGCGUCCAGAACUAUCCAGAGCAAGGGCACCAUCCACUGAAAUGCUUGAAGCGGAUGGAUCAAUUCGGAUCGGACAAUUGAAGGUCUAUACAGACACUGUCCUUGGUCACGGAAGUCACGGUACAAUUGUGUAUAAAGGCUCCUUUGAUGGGAGACACGUCGCGGUUAAGCGAAUGCUUGUGGAAUUCUACGACGUAGCUGCCCAUGAAGUGGGAUUGCUCCAGGAAAGCGAUGAUCAUAAUAACGUUAUCCGAUAUUUUUGUCGCGAACAAACUGCUGGUUUCCUUUACAUCGCAUUGGAACUUUGUCCUGCUUCUUUGCAAGACAUUGUGGAAAGGCCCUGGGAUUAUCCUACCCUUAUCACGGGUGAUUUGGCGCUACCGGAUAUCUUGCGUCAAAUCACGACCGGUGUCCGUUACCUCCAUUCGCUGAAGAUUGUACAUCGCGAUUUGAAACCACAAAAUAUUCUUGUUGCCGCACCCAAAGCGCGAAGAGGCUCUGGGUCCCUACGGUUGCUCAUCUCAGACUUCGGCCUCUGCAAAAAGCUGGAAGACAAUCAGAGCUCCUUCAGAGCUACAACAGCUCAUGCUGCUGGUACGUCUGGCUGGCGUGCUCCUGAACUUCUUGUCGACGAUGAGAGCCCGGCCAACCCAGCAAUGUGGUCCAACAAUAGCAUGGAUUCUUCCGAGCCCGCCGUGGUAGAUCCGCAAACCAACCGGAGAGCUACACGUGCGAUUGAUAUCUUUUCUCUCGGCUGCGUUUUCUAUUACGUCCUAACCCGUGGGGGCCACCCUUUCGACAAGGAUGGAAAGUUUAUGCGUGAAGCGAAUAUUGUUAAAGGUUACCACAAUCUCGAUGAACUGAAACGCCUUGGGGAUUAUGCUUUCGAAGCAGAAGAUUUAAUUAGAAGUAUGCUGUCUUUAGAUCCCCGCAGUCGGCCGGACGCUACGACGGUCAUGAUCCACCCAUUUUUCUGGUCCCCUGCCGAGCGCCUGGGCUUCCUUUGUGAUGUUUCUGACCAUUUUGAAUUUGAAACCCGGGACCCGCCUUCCCUGGCCUUGCAAUGCCUAGAGUCUGUCGGUCCCAAUGUUAUGUAUCCAGACAUGGACUUUCUCAAAUGUCUCCCGAAAGAUUUCAAAGACAGCCUUGGAAAACAACGGAAAUACACAGGCACUAAAAUGCUUGAUCUCCUCCGCGCUCUCCGCAACAAACGGAAUCACUAUAACGACAUGCCAGAACAUCUUAAAACGCAUAUUGGUGGCUUGCCCGAUGGAUACCUACAGUUUUGGACCGUGCGAUUUCCCAGCUUGUUAAUCAAUUGCCACUGGCAUGGUUUACAUGAUUCCGUAUCCUGGAUCUACUCAGACCUCUGA